CGUGAGCAUCGUAGCAUUGUGGCGUCCUUUAUGAAUUAGCUUUUCGUGAAAAACAACGUUAUUUCUAGAAUUCAUUCAAUUUAUAAAAAAUAUAAUGAUCGCUCAAAAUCAAGUUUGGAUUUUGGACAGAAUAUUUUGGUAUCGUAUAAUUGAAGUGUUCAAGAAUAUUUUCAUACGAGUAGAAGCAUUUUUUGCUUUUACGCAAUGCGGUGCUGAAUUACAGGAUAAAAAAAAAGCCACGUUAUUUGUUUUUGCGCCUGACAAUAUGCAACUACUUAUACACAGCUGUAAUUCAACAAUGAACUUCUUUUUUCUCCUUCAAAAUCAAUAUUUUUCACAACAUUUGGAAAAGGAAUUACACAAAACAUCGUACUACAUUAAACGAAUCGUACGACCCCAUUACGUCGCGGUUAUAACUAAUAACAAUGCGAUUAAUCAGUUCUCCUUAGCAAACAAUAAUUUCAAUAUGCCUUAUGCCGUAUGGCUUGUAUUAUUCAUUUACAAGGGACAUAAUUUCGAUUAUUGUUACAAUCCACCGGGUAAUAUAUUUCAUUUGGAAUUUAACACGGAAAUGUUGGUCCGUUGCGGUACAGAAAAUAUUUUACGUGAAUGGUAUUCGAUCUAUAAGAAUCGAACGGAGAUCAAUGAUUUUGCACAUUGGAGUUUGGAGAAAGGAAUCGUUAAAAUGGUUUCAGAUUCUCUUUACGAUAGAAGAUACAGUUUACAGGGUUUGGUUAUGAGAACUGUUAUAGUUAAGGAUUCACCGUUCAUAAACUUAAAUGAGAAUGGCCAAUUGGACGGCAUGUUUGGUAGAAUAUUAACAGAACUUUGUGUGACAUUAAAUUGUAGUUUCAAAAUUGUUUCCGAAGUAAACGAGCAUGGAAGUUGGAAUGCAAAAAAAAAUACUUGGUCCGGAGCAAUCGGGGAAUUAUACGUCGGACGUGCUGAUAUUUCUAUUUCAGAUUUUUCUAUGACAAGUGCCAGAUUGAAUGUCGUUGACUUCACGUUUCCUCUUUUGCUAUCAAAAAAUUUUCUAUAUAUUAAAGAACCAAAGAUAUUCGCGAUUAAAUGGUCAUCUUAUUUUCUGACUUUCUCUCAUUCCAUUUGGAUUGCUAUUUUUGGAUUAUUAGUUUUUACAACGGUCUUAUUAAUUUUUCUGAAAAUAAAAAAUCAAACCGAUCGUAAUAUUGGACACUUAUUAUCGGACAAUUUUUUAGAAAUUUGGGGUAUAUUUUGUCAACAGGGACUCCCAGGUUUGAUAAAAUAUUACACGAUAUUCGAUCAAUAUAAUACUCUUUUUUUAAUAAUUAUACUUAGAGAAAAAUAUAACUUUUGGAUUUUAGACUUUCCACAGAGAUUAUCGUUAAGAAUAACAUACUUCUCUAUAUUUCUUUUGGCCGUGAUCUUAUCGGCCGCUUAUUCUGCUGCUUUGAUAAGCUUUUUAACGUCCGUUAUCCAUGUCUUACCUUUUCGAUCAUUAGAGAAUUUCGUUGAAGAUGAUUCUUAUCAAUUUAUUGUUAUUCGCGGUACGGCUGACUACGAUAUAUUUGCAAAUUCGGCAGAUCCACUUGCGAAGACAUUAAUGAAGUUAAUGCCAGAAGAGGAAAAGUUACCAAUAACUGUAUUAGAAGGAUUUAGAAGUAUUUGUAAAAAUCGGAAACAAGCGAUCUAUACAUCCGACGAAAUAAAAAAGGUUUUAAAUUUUAAAAUACCAUGUAAUGUGGUUUCUAUUGAAACAGGACGUAUAGACAGUUUAUCUAUUAUUUUAUCUAAGCAUAAUCCAUUCAUCGGUAUCAUCAAUUUUCACUUGCAGAAAUUUUUCAACAAUGGAAUAAUGAAUCGUUUAAAAGAUGUGACAUUUAAAAAGAAUUUUAACGAUAUGAUGCAGCAGCAACCAGUUCAGAUAGUCAGUAUUAUAUCGCCUAUUUUUCUCAUAUUAAUUGGUAUUAUUUUGAGUAUAUUCAUUUUAAUCAUAGAAAAGUAUAUUUUCAUUCGUAAAAAGAAAAAAAUGUCGAUGGUAAAACGUAUAUCGUUGUUUAAUUCGUUAGAAUUUUAUAUAGAAAGGAAGAAAACUUUAAAAAAUAUUGCAAAAGACAAAAGAAAUCGCAGAUGUACCCGCGUGAAUUACUCAUGACAAUAUUAAUUUCCCGUUUGUCAAUGAAUAUUAUUAUUCCGAUUGUAAUUUCUUAUAUGGAACACAUACGCAGACACAAAUAUACGCAUAUCUAUGUUUUUGUAUUAUUUGACACAGUUUUAAAAUUGUAAAUAGAAUUUUUUCAAUACAAAAGUGUGACAAAUAUAUAUAUAUUAUUUGCCGAAGGCAAAUGUAUGCAUAGUUUUUCAUUCUUUCGAAGUGUAUCUCUCUCGUAGUCGAAAUAACAACAGAAAAAAAAAAGAAAAAAAAACAAAGAAAAAAGAAAUUAUAUUCAUCAUUUUUAUGUACGAAUCGUGACAGGCCGUUAUUAUUGAAUAAUGAAAUUUUUCAAUAAACGUAUCUUUUUUAUUUUUUCAAUAUAGAACAAAAUCAAAAAUUUUGCACGUAUCAACGUGAUAGAAAUCGUAAUGUAA
Molecule: messenger RNA, 2568 nt
Organism: Vespa crabro (European hornet)
Lineage: Eukaryota; Metazoa; Arthropoda; Insecta; Hymenoptera; Vespidae
Product: glutamate receptor 1-like
Exons: 7
Coding region: 95-2134 (679 amino acids)
Cellular component (GO): membrane
Molecular function (GO): glutamate-gated receptor activity
Source: RefSeq, a predicted model, not a curated record